Molecule: messenger RNA, 5858 nt
Organism: Thunnus maccoyii (southern bluefin tuna)
Lineage: Eukaryota; Metazoa; Chordata; Actinopteri; Scombriformes; Scombridae
Gene: ghrhrb
Product: growth hormone releasing hormone receptor b
Exons: 13
Coding region: 719-2239 (506 amino acids)
Biological process (GO): adenylate cyclase-modulating G protein-coupled receptor signaling pathway; cell surface receptor signaling pathway
Cellular component (GO): plasma membrane
Molecular function (GO): peptide hormone binding; vasoactive intestinal polypeptide receptor activity; G protein-coupled peptide receptor activity
Source: RefSeq, a predicted model, not a curated record
CAUUGUUAUUAUAAAAAAUAUUGAUUAUAGCUGCUUUAAACAGAUGGACACUGGACGUUUGUUCCCAGAUGGAAAGUGAGUCCUCAGAUUUUUGUCUUCACAACAUGAUAAAUACGAAGCAAACACACAGCCUCAUAAACACACAUAUCUAACAGCUGCUGCAUCACACUGAACCCUUCUCAGACUCUCAUAUUGCUUUGCAAUAUUCUUGAAGCACAACACAUAAACUAAUAAUAUGUGCAGCUUAAUCCCAGUAUCUCUCUCUCUCUGCACAGGUGCUGCUGUCUACAGGAAGUUCAUUGUUGGUGGUCUGGUGGAAAAGCCAAAGGCACCGUCUGUCAUCGAUCGACCUCUGCAAGGCUGAGAGCGCAGGUUCAGAUCUGCUCCCAUGCGGCAGCGUGCAGCUCUGCGCCGCUGCUGCGUCUUUGCGCUGCGCUCCGUCUCUGCCUUUUUCAGGGGAGGAGCGCACCUUGUUUGGCUCAGUCGAGUCCCGGCUCUGCUGCGCGCGUAAUGCGGACCACCUCACGCACCGGAGAGACACCGGACAACAUUCAUAUGUGCAAACUGCAAACUAGCGGUUCAGUUCAUGGAUGGUUGCCGGCUCUGGGAAUUAACAAGGAACUGAUUUCUCAUCAUCGAAGACUCUUGGAGAUACUUUGGUGUGCGUACUUUUGCAAAGUGAGGAAAGCUUGAAAAAAAAAACCCAUUAUUGCACAGUAUGUUCAUCUCUGGAAGCUCGUGGUUGAAAUGGAUUCCCACAUUACUUCACUUCGGUGUGUUCCUGCAGCUGGCGGUGUGGGAAACGACGGAGGCCAUCCACCCAGACUGCGCUCUGGUGGUUCAGCACAAGAUGGCUCAGGAAGAAUGCAACCGGCUCCUCAAACAGGAGGAGAACAACCACUCCAACAGGACAGGUUGUCCGACACUGUGGGACGAGAUUCGCUGCUGGUACCGUGCUGAGGUGGGACAGGUGGUCAGCGUCUCGUGUGCUAAUAUCUCACAGCUGUUUGCAGCAUACAGUUACGUCUAUAGGAACUGCACCGAAGAUGGAUGGUCCGACAUCUACCCGGCGUACGAGGAGGCCUGCGAGUUUGUGGAAGAUGAGGAGACAGAGCCAGAGACAACAUACUUCUCCAACUUCAAACAGGUGUAUACGGCUGGCUACGCCACCUCCCUCAUCUCUCUCAUAUCUGCCAUUUUUGUCUUCACUGUGUUCAGGAAGUUUCACUGCACCAGGAACUACAUCCACAUCAACCUGUUCUUCUCUUUCAUCCUGAGAGCGAGCGCUGUCUUCAUUAAAGAUGGAGUUCUCUUCUCUGAUGAAAACCUGGACCACUGCUUCAUGUCUACGACAUCCUGUAAAUCAGCAGUGGCUUUCUUCCAGUUCAGCAUCCUGGCCAACUACUUCUGGCUGCUGGUGGAGGGCAUGUACCUGCAGACACUGUUGGCGCUCACCUUUGUUUUCCAGAAGAAGUAUUUCUGGUGGUACAUACUCAUCGGCUGGGGUGGGUGCCCCACUGAUCAUGAUCCUUUUCUGUUUCCCUUCAUUUUCUUUCUUCCUGCCCGCCCCAGUCUCUUGUUAGAGAAAAGCUCUUCUUUGACUCUAAUGAUCAGGUCACUCUGUUUGUGCCCACCAGGUCUCCCAACUACAAUCAUAACGGCGUGGAUCCUGACUCGAAACUUCUAUGAUAACAAGGGCUGCUGGGACGACACAGAUGUGGCUUUUAUCUGGUGGAUCAUAAAAGCUCCAAUAACUGCAUCAUUACUGGUGAACUUCAUCAUCUUCAUCAAUGUGAUCCGUAUUCUGGUGCAGAAGCUGAGAUCUCCUGGUGUUGGUGGCAACGAUACCAGUCACUUCAAGAGACUGGCCAAAUCCACUCUGCUUCUCAUUCCUCUGUUCGGGAUGCACUACAUGGUGUUUGCCUUCCUGCCAGAAAACACCGGAGCAGAGGCCCGGAUCUUCAUAGAGCUAGGUCUGGGAUCCUUUCAGGGAUUCGUUGUGGCCCUGCUCUACUGUUUCCUAAAUGGUGAGGUGCAAGCAGAGCUGAAGAAGAGGUUUUGGAAGUGGCAGACUCAGAGCUACCUGAGCUACAGUAAACGGCGCCGUACAUUGUUCACUGACAGCAGCACGGUCACUCAGAUAUCUGUCCUGGACAAAUCCAGCCCCAAAGAUCAGCCAGUCUCAGAGACGCAAGCCCUCACAAACACGCUAACACCCAACAAUGUCUCCACAGUCUGAGAAACGUUCGACGAUGCGGCGAUGUUCGCGUACUUUAUUACCAAACCUACUUCAAGUCUGGAUAACAUCCUGAGCGAGUGACUAAACCACAGAGCCUGAUUGUUGAAUGUUAAGGUACCUCUUAACUUUGUACGGUACAAGUUGAUUUGCAGAAUCCCACACAAAUUUAAUUAACUUUUAAAACUUUCCCCAAAUGUCACCAAUUAUUCUUCAACUUACAGGCUAGUGUGGGCAGAAAGAAAGGUCAAAUUACUCAUGAUUCAAAUGACUCUACCAGCUCUCGGAUAAAUGUUUAUCUUUUGUCUGACAUAUACACUGAUGAAUGCAACCUGAACUUACUACAUUUUAUGUGUUUUAAGUAUCAGAGAUCAGAAUUUAAUUGUCAUGUCAACAAAGACAAUAAUUAUUUUGUAAUCCAGGGCCGGCGUUAAGCCUUUUGGGGUCUCAAGGCAAGAUUUUGCUUUGGAGGACCUCCCCUACAUCUUACACACAACCACCAGAUCCACUGCCACCUUUUUACAAAAGCACUGAUAUCACAAGUACACAGUGAAUAUGGCUUCAAAGCAUUGUCUUUACAAUAAUCAAUAGUAUCUCACUGUAAAUAAGAACUAUGAUUAAUUCCUCCGGUGUAAGCCAUCACUGCUGUCUCUUGUGAUAAAAUAUUGUGUUUGUGUUGUUUUUGUUCAUAUAUUCACAUCCUGAGCUGCUCAUAAAGGACAAAAAAAUGCAUGGAAAUGCAUCAACAAAUUAUAUUUUCUACUGCAGAAGUAGAGGUAGGAAAAGAUGGUCAGAAAUCUUUUGUAGAUCCAUUCGUUUUCAAGAUUUAAAUGAAUUUUGCCACAGAAAGAGGCUGCACAGGUAGGGAGUAAUGCACAGUAUCCCUUACAAUUUCACCCCCCAUUGUGCAGGCACCAACCAAUAUGAGUCACAUGAUCCCUCACUGACUUCCCACCCACAAGACAAAUAUGGUCAAUUGUGUUUUUUGGAAGACAUGACCAAGCAGGAGGUAUUGCUAGUGGGAAUAAAACCACAGUCUCUACAAAGCUUUACCCCCUGCAUCACCUGUGGGCCAAUUUGUAAGCCUUAAUUGUCUUUUAUGAGCAGUCAAUGCAGAUUUUAAUCUAGUAAAUCCAUAGUUGAUUAAGGGUGUUUUCAGACCUUCACUGUUUAGUCCGGUUGAAUCGGACUCUGGUUCGUUUUCCCUCAUUGUGCAAAUUUGUUGGGCAGGUCUGAACACAGCAGCUGUACUCAGGUGCAGACCAAAACUUAGACUUUGAAAUCUUUAAUGUUCUGCAAGAUGCAAUUUGUGAUACAGGGCAGAACAUAUAGACAUGUUAAAAGCACAUCAGAUAAACAAAAACAACAAUAGUCCAAGAUCAUGUAUAGCAGCCAUCAUAAGUAUCAGUUCAGUCCAGACUGCACAUCCCCCAUGUAUCCAUGAAUAUCACAUCCGAGACCUUUUGAGGAUGUGGUUUUGGUCCAGUCCCAAAAAAUUCUAGAGCGGUUUGUUUGUGGUGGGAAUGUGAUACGACCACAAUAUGACGCAGGUGCACUUUGCAUGCUGGGAUGCGGAUGAGCAAAUUUAACAGUUGCUAUAACUAUAUGGAGAAUCAAUUCAGAUUGGACCUGCUCUAACAAUGAAGUACGUUGCAUUUGGCCCGAGUAGCUUCUUCAGCACCUUCCUCCUGUGUUUAAUGGCCCAAACACAUUUGACCAAUGAGAGGAGAGAAUGUCCUCAGCUGGCUUUUAGUGAUACAUUUUGGUUCGCUUGGUUUUUUCUCUGUUAAAAGAAACCAAACCGAGUUUACCAACUCUUCCACUGAUUUGGACCAGAGAAAAUGAACUAUAGGUUUGAAAACACACAAAGAUUAUCAACCACCAAUUUGUCCAUUAAUGCCAUGAAAUUACAUCUUAUUCGUACGUUGACAAAUGAAAAUCUUUAAUCACUUCACAUGCAUUUACUGAUUCUCAGUUUUGUACAUUUGUAUUUAUUUUUUAUACAUUUACCCAGUGGAUUUGUGUCAUUUACAGUAUUAGUGUUUGGACUUUGCUCACCAUGACGUCCGUGUUAUUUCUGCUGUUACUGAUUCAGUGCCACUCGGCCUCUUGAAUGUUGGGCGUCCCAAUAUUAUGAUAAUAUUUCAGAGAGAAUUCUUAUGAAACUUAUGAAACUUUAUUGUUUAAAGGGAACGUGCCCGUGUUACCAGUGGCUCUGCAUGCAACAUGUUGCACAGUGCACUAGCACACAUCUGGAGCACUAGACUGUAAAAGCUAUUUAUUUGUCAGAUAAUUUGUUUUUAUGUCUUUGUGUGAAUGUAAAUACACUUGAACUACAAUUUACAUGUGUUUUAUGAAAACAGUAUAGUUCCUCAACCAGAUGUACAAACUGUUACCAAAUUAAAUACUGUAAAAAAAUAUAAUAACUUACUUUGAAAUUGAUAAGUGUUUAUAUUUAACAUAUUUUUUGUAUCAUACAUGUUAGUUUUAUUCUUAUAUGCUGUAAAAUUGCAAAAUGUGGAGAAAAUUAUAUUGUAAAUUUCCCUGUUUGAAACUGUACCAUAGAUUUAGUGUCCAGUUACUGAUUUCUGUGCUAAUGCUAAUGCUCAUCAGAAUUUGUUUCAUCCAAGGAAUCAUUAUUGAGGACUAGAUGAGCUGUUUUCAGGCUGCUUUGUAUCUCUGUUUUAUUAUUUCUCUCUGUUUUUACUUUUUGGGCAGUUGUACACUGUAAAAGCGUAUAUAUAUAUAUAUAUACAGUCAACCCAGUCUCAUGACAGUUUGUGAAAUAGUCAGGAAAUUUAAUCCACAGUGUAGAUUCAUGUACAUGGACACAAAUUUCACAAUUUUUUUCUUUCUAUUUGUGACACUCGACACUAAUGUAUUUCAAUUGGAAGUAUGUUUCGUUUCUGUCAGAUGGGACUCAGGAGUACAGAAGUUGUAUUGUUUUUUCUCAUUUGUUAUUAAUUUUUCUAACUAUAACCGCUACAUGACUCAACAUUUAAUCACAUGAUUUUGUCCUUGUUUUUAUGCAUCAGUCCAGUGGGCAGACUGGAGGACCCGCUGCCGGGAAGAAUUUUUCUCAAGAAUUUGUCAUUUUUAAUGACAUGAGAAAUGUUGAUAUGAUGUCAACAUUUCUCAAUACAAAAGUGUCCUUGAUAACUCAACAAUACGAUAGGUUAAUGUUAUGACUAUCUGUUUUAACUAUUUCAUCUUCGAUCCUGUGAAAUCAACUUUUUUUGUCAGUUUUUGAUGGCGGAAGGCCAGGGAAGGGCGUUGUGUUAUGGGUGGACUUGGUGCAUUCAGCUACUGUUUUGGAUUGUCUGCCAUCAGUGGGAUUCAUUCCAUUUCAAAUUGCCACCAGUCGGCCACAUCCCAAAUCUAAACGUGGCUAUCUAUGUUAAGAGGAGGUGUUUUAUAUCCUGUUAUUGUAAAAUGGGAAGUUGCUCAUUUAAUUUUACUGUAUGUCAUUCUGACAUAAAAUCCAAAAACCAAGAAUAAUAGAGAUACAAAAAAAUCUCCAGGCUUGUGUAAAUAGUAACCUAUACAUUAAUGAGAACAGGUUGGUCUUUUCAGCCCUAAUCCUAACCCUAACCCUAACCCUACGCCUAACCCUAACCCUAAC